AUGAUGGCAAGCUUUGUGCUCAUCAUUAUAGUCAUAGCGACAAUAGUAACCGGAAAUGAGUUCUCCAAUAUUGACGAUGCUCAAGUAGAUCGACUUUUGAAAAAACUUAACAAACAUGCUCUUAAGUCCAUCAAGAGUCCGGAUGGAGAUAUUAUAGACUGCGUUCAUAUGAAAAACCAUCCCAUUUAUGAUCAUCCUUUAUUCAGAAACCACACCAUUCAGAUGAGACCAAGUACUUUCCCAAAAGAAUGGAACAACGAAUCUUUAAACACCCAAAACAAAUCUAAUGUGGUGACUCAACUUUGGAGAACCAAUGGAAGAUGUCCAAAAAAUAGUAUUCCAAUCAUAAGAACUAGAAGAGAAGAUAUAUUACGAGAAAAAUCGAUGAGAACAUAUGGAAAAAAGGAACCUAACAGCUUCCCUCAACCUAAACCAGACAAUAAACCUAGAACCAAGCGCACACAUUCGCACUCUGUAUUGGUUACAAAAGGAAGGUUUCAUGGAGCUAAGGCGACUAUAAGCUUAUGGAAGCCUUACGUACAAACACUAAGAGAGUUCAGCCUAGCACAGAUAUGGCUUGUAUCUGGCACUUCUAGAGACACUAACAGCAUCGAAGCUGGAUGGCAGGUGUAUAAAGGUUUGUAUGGUGAUUACAACCCCAGAUAUUUUGUUUACUGGACUGCCGAUGGAUAUCAGGAUACUGGCUGCUACAAUCUUAAGUGUCCAGGCUUUGUUCUUGUAAGUCAAGACUUUGCCAUAGGUGCAGCCGUUAGUCCUGUCUCCAGCGUCGGUGGUGCUCAAUAUCAGAUUCCAACAUCUAUAUGGAGGGACACACGUUCAGGACACUGGUGGUUAAAAGUAUAUGACAAUAUAUUUGUCGGGUAUUGGCCUUCCUCCUUGUUUACUACUCUAAAAGAUGUUGCAACAGAUGUGAAUUGGGGAGGAGAAAUAACUAAUUAUAGAGAUGGAUCACAACAUACAACAACGAAGAUGGGGAGUGGACGCUUUGCAGAGGAAGGAUAUGAGAAGGCUAGUUACUUCAAAAAUAUUGAGAUAGUUGAUGAGGGUGAAAUUAUGAAACCACCUGUGGGAACUUCUUCUUUUAUGAGUGAAGAAAAUUGUUACAAUAUCAAACCUGGCACUGAUGUUCAUUGGGGGGUUUACUUUUUCUUUGGUGGUCCUGGUCGAAAUCCUAAGUGUAAAUGA
Raphanus sativus (radish) is the source of this 1206-nucleotide messenger RNA. RefSeq lists its product as uncharacterized. Lineage: Eukaryota; Viridiplantae; Streptophyta; Magnoliopsida; Brassicales; Brassicaceae. The transcript has 7 exons. Bases 1 to 1206 code for a protein of 401 amino acids. The record is from RefSeq and is a predicted model, not a curated record.